Messenger RNA from Myripristis murdjan (pinecone soldierfish), 4771 nucleotides. Its product is annotated as protein TANC2-like. The record is from RefSeq and is a predicted model, not a curated record. Bases 14 to 4633 code for a protein of 1539 amino acids. Gene Ontology annotation, cellular component: dendritic spine. Gene Ontology annotation, biological process: regulation of dendritic spine morphogenesis. The transcript is spliced from 27 exons. Lineage: Eukaryota; Metazoa; Chordata; Actinopteri; Holocentriformes; Holocentridae. Gene Ontology annotation, molecular function: protein binding.
GUCGGGGGCGACCAUGUUCCGGAACAGUCUGAAGAUGCUGCUCGGCGGCAAGAACCGCAGGAACCGCAACAGUGGUGAGGUGCAGGUGGAGGGGUCAGAGGUCAGGACGAUGGAGGGGCUGAGUCGCUCGCUGCCCUCCUCCCCCCUGCUGAACCUGCGACUCAACACCAUCAACACAAGUGAGGAGGACGAGUUAGGCCCGCCCCCCUCUGUGGACGAGGCGGCGGAGACGCUGAUGACGAGGCUGGGCUUCCUGCUGGGGGAGAAGCUACCCUACCACCCGCAGCAUGACAGACAGAGGAUCUCUCCGUCCUCCAGUCUGAACAGUAGCUCCUCCCCUCCAGGCUCCUCCCCCUGCUCCACCCUGCUGCCUCCUGCUGGUCAGGAGGGGAGUCAUGACCCCGCCCACGGCCCCGCCCACAGCCCCGCCCCCUCGGUCACCUCGCCGUCCUCCACGCUGGACAGCAGAGACAGCGGCAUCAUAGCCACGCUGACCAGCUGCUCUGCUGAGUCGGCGGCAGAGUGCGGCGGCGGCGGCGGCGGCCGGAACCGCCGUGGUGGUUACUAUGGCAACAGCUACCGCGGCAGCAGCCUGGUGCUGUGGCAGCGAGGGGGCCGGCCCAAAGCCGCCUCCUCCUCCACUUCCUGUACGGGCGUGGCAGGAAGAGUGAACGACGGCUUCCUGUUCGGGGAGGAGGACAACAUGGCCGCCUCCACCUACAGCCUCAACAAGCUCCACCCUGACGGACGGCCUGGCCCCGCCCACUACUCUGGCUCCACCCACUCCAUCCCUCUGUACCUCAUGCCCCGCCCCAACUCUGUGGCAGCCACUAGCUCCGCCCACCUGGAGGAUCUGGCCUAUCUGGACGAGCCGCAGAGACACGCCCCCUGCAGGACGUCGCUCAGGAUGCCCCGCCAGGGUUCUGGGAGCCGCCGGGACCGCCACCCCCCGGCCGUCCGCUUCUCGCCCUCCCUCUCCCUGAAGCCCCUCCCCUUCGAGAUCCCCGGCCUGUCGUCUGAUUGGCUCUUCGCCGGGAGGGAGUGGCUCUUCGCCGAGAUGGAGGCCUGUCUCCGCGGCGACGACCCGGCGACCGGCCGCGGCGUGGUGAUCGUCGGCAGCGUGGGCUUCGGCAAGACGGCCGCCAUCGCCCGCCUGGUGGAGCUCAGUUGUCAUGGAAACCGCCUGAGGCCAAGCAAAUAUGGGGAGUCUGGCUCCCAAGAUUCCUCAGGGCGAAGAGGAGGAGGAGGAGGAGGAGGAGGAGGAGGAGGAGGAGGAAGCUGUCCUGGGACUCCAGACAUGAGCAGGAGGCAGGAGGAGGCGCUGAGGAGGCUGGCAGGACAGGUGGUGUCCUAUCACUUCUGUCAGGCCGAUAACUGUCUCACCUGUCUAGUUCCCGACUUCGUACACAACAUGGCAGCGUUGCUAAGCGACGCCCCCCAGCUGUCGGCCUAUCGGGAGCUGCUGCUGCGGUCGCCACAGCUACAGAGCGCGCUCAGUCUGCGCUCCUGCGUGCAAGAUCCAGGCUCCGCCCUCUGCCAGGGAAUCCUGGAACCUCUGAAGACACUGCACCGAGAGGGAAAUUUGUGCGUGGAGGGGGCGGGGCUUAUCGUGCUGAUUGACGGCCUUAAUGAGGCGGAGUUCCACCGGCCAGACUACGGCGACACGCUGACGUCCUUCCUGUGUCGAAACAUCCAGAACUUUCCGUCUUGGUUAAAGGUCAUCGUUACCGUGAGGAGCAGCCAGCAGGACAUCACUCGCUCUCUUCCAUUUCAUCACAUCUCUCUGGACAGAGUGGAGGAGAACAGCAACAUCGACCAGGACCUGCAGAGUUAUCUGACGCAGCGUAUCCACGGCAGUGCUGAGAUCCAGAGCAACGUGUCGCUGAGCAACGGUCGUCUUGACAACGCGGCCGUAGCCAAGCUGAUUGGCCACCUGAAGAGCCUGAGCAGAGGCUCGUACCUGUACCUGAAACUGACCCUGGACCUGAUCGAGGAAGGCUGCCUGGUCCUAAAGAGCUCCAGCUUCAAGGUGGUUCCGGUCAGUUUAGCAGAGGUUUACCUGCUGCAGCUCAACAUGCGUUUUCCCACCCAGUCGUCUUUCCAAAGAGUUCUGCCUUUGCUCAACGUUACCGUGGCAACGCUGCACCCGCUCACCGACCAGCAGCUGUUUGAGGUGGUGAAUGCGGGCGCUGUGAUUGGAGGAGCGCUGCAGUGGGCGGAGUUUGUGCAGCGGCUGGAGCAGCUGUCGUGCUUCCUGCGGCGGCGGAGCGACGGCAGCCGCAUGCUGAGCCACGCCUCCUUCAGGGAGUGGCUGGUGUGGAGGGAGGAGGGGCAGACAGACAGGUUCCUGUGUGAGCCCAGGAGCGGUCACACUCUCUUGGCGUUCUGGCUCUGCAGACAGGGGGGCAAACUGAGCCACCAGCAGACCCUGGAGCUGGGACACCACAUCCUGAAGGCCCACAUCUACAAGGGUCUCAGUAAGAAGGUCGGGGUUUCCUCCUCAGUGCUGCAGGGGCUCUGGCUGUCCUACAGCACGCAGAGCUUAAGCCCCGCCCUCGCCUCACUGCGUAACUUGUUCACACCCAAUAUCAAGGUGAGCAGACUGCUGAUUAUGGGUGGGGCUCACGUGGAUUACCGUAGCGAUGUGCUGAACGGCGCCCCCCUGCUGUGUGUCCACGCCCACCUAGGCCACAGCGAUGCCGUAGCGCUGCUGCUUGACCACGGCGCACAGGUGGAUGCUCAGUCACAAGAUGGCAUGUCUGCGUUGGGAUUGGCUGCUGCUGCCGGACACCUGGAUAUUGUCGGCCUGCUGAGUCAGCAGGGAGCCAAGGUGGGUCAUGUGGAUCGUUCAGGCAGGUGUGUGUUGGUGCAUGCAGCUCAAUGCGGUCACCUGCAGGUGCUGCGCUUCCUGCUGCGCCACUCUGACUGGAGCUGUGCUUCCUGCUGCCGCCAGCGGGGGGCGAGCCGGAGCCAAGCCGUACAGCAGGCCCUGACCACCGCCGCAGGCCGGGGACACACUGAGAUUGUGUCUUACCUGCUGGAUCUGCCAGAGGAAAAUGAGGAAGAGGAGGAGAGAGCCGACAUCAACACUACUGACAGUCUGUGGGGAGAGACAGCUCUGACAGCAGCAGCAGACAGCGGCUGCCUGUCUGUCUGCCGGCUGCUGUUGGAUGUGGGAGCUUCAGUUGAGCAGAGCAACAGACGGGGCAUCUCACCACUGAGAGGCGCAGUGAGACGGGGCCACCAGCAGGUGGUUGACUUGUUGUUGAGUCAUGGAUCAGACGUCAACAUGUCCGACCAGCAGGGCCGCAGUGCUCUGAUGACGGCAGCCUCAGAGGGACAUCUGAGCACCGCCCUGCUGCUGCUGGAGCAUGGAGCCUCUCUCGACCAGACGGACAGGGAGGGGUUAACGGCCCUGAGCUGGGCGUGUCUGAAAGGCCAGCUCCCAUUGGUCAGAGCGCUGGUGGAAAGAGGCGGGGCCAUCACUCACACUGACCGGAGUGGCCGGACCCCACUGGACCUGGCGGCGUUCUGUGGCGACCCAGAAGUGGUGCAGUUCUUGGUGGAUCACGGUGCCGUGGUGGAACAUGUGGACCGCAGUGGGAUGCGUCCUCUGGACCGAGCCGUCGGCUGCAGAAACACCUCGGCCGUCGUCGCUCUGCUCAAGAAGGGAGCCCAGAUAGGACCAGCAACCUGGGCCAUGGCAACAUCUAAACCAGACAUCCUGAUGGUUCUGCUCAGUAAACUGAUUCAAGAGGGAGACAGGCUGUACAAGCAGGGGAAGCUGAGGGAGGCGGCUCAGUCCUAUCAGUCGGCGCUGCAGAAGUUUCCGGGUGACGAGUCGAAGAUGUUCAGAGCUUUGAGAGUGUGUGUGCUGCUGAACCUGUCGCGCUGCCGCCGCAAGAUGAACGACUUCGGCCCGGCCGAGGAGCUCGCCUCUCGGGCGCUGGAGCUCAAAGCCAAAUCCUACGAGGCGUUUUACGCCCGCGCCCGCGCCAAGCGCAGCAGCAGGCAGUUCCAUGCAGCGUUGGAGGACCUGAUUGAGGCCAGUCGUCUGUGUCCGUCCAGCAGGGAGAUCCGGCGGCUGCUGGCUCGGGUGCAGGAGGAGUGCCGGCUGGUUGCUAGGCAACCAGGCCCUCCCCCUCCUCCAUCACGCCAUCCAGCCCCGCCCCCUGGUGAGGCGGGCUGUGAGGAGUCAGCGCAUCUGCAGGAGCAGGAGGGGGAGGAGCCAAACCCGGAGGAGGAGGAGCCAGAGCAGCAGGAGGAGGGUGUGGGAGGAGUCACCGUGGCUCCGCCCCCCUCCCUGUCCCCCCCUCAGCUGUACCGUCACCUCCUCAGCUCCGCCCACUCCGCCCCUCCCCCCUCGCCCCCGCAGCCAGUCGGCCCGCGGCCCCCCCCGCCCCCAGCUCGCCUACGUCCUGCCCCGCCUCCACGGAGAGCAGCAGCACCCGUCCAAUCAGAGAGCUUUCAGUGUGAGCCAGCGCCGGCCACUGCCCGGCGAGAGCCCCGCCCCCUCCGGCCAGGGCAGGAGAGCGUCUCUGGAGGACGCCCCCCUGAGCCCCGCAGACCCCCCUCAGACCAGACCCCCGCCAGCCUAUGGGAGAGCGGCAGGAGGGGUGAGGGCGGGGCUUAAUCGGUUUGGCCACGCCCCUCAGAUCAGCCGCAGCCAAACGGCUGUGUCCUGCUACCCUGUGGAAGUCGCCAAGGUGGCGCCCCAGUCGCCGGACAGCCCGCCCUCAGUGUACAACCAUCAUCCUCACCACUGCCAGCA